AUGGCUUCAGCUGCAACAGCGCCACAGCCCGAUGCUGAACUCUCCAUACCGCCUCUCUUCACUACUGAACCUCUCAUCCGCGAUAGCCUACCCACGGAGUCAUCGCGUGUCCAGGAUGCAACGAUAGACGAAGUCCUACCUUAUCUUCAAGGCGAAGAAUUCGACUACUGCAACUCCCACGGCCUGCCCCAUCUGGACCGUCGCCUCCAUGUAAAGUUUUUGCAUAAGCAACUGGGAAAACUGCCCGCUGCUUUCACAUCCGCCGACCCCAGUCGGCCCUGGUUCUUCUACUGGUGUCUGUCUGCUCUUGUUCUCCUAGGAGAGGAUGUCACGGAGUACCGUCAGAGACUUGUCGAUACCGUCCGACCUAUGCAGAAUCAAGAUGGAGGCUUCGCUGGCGGAUUCGGACAUACCUCGCAUCUCGCCACAUCCUAUGCAACCGUUCUGUCGCUGGCCCUGGUCGGCGGUGAAGACGCCUACGAGGUCAUCGACCGUCGAGCAAUGUGGAGAUGGCUAUGCUCACUCAAGCAGCCCGAUGGAGGGUUCCAGAUGGCACUCGGCGGCGAGGAGGACGUCAGGGGGGCUUACUGCGCGGCCGUCAUCAUAUCGUUACUCAAUCUACCUCUUGAGCUAUCACAGGACUCUCCUGCACGAUCCGCUGGCCACACUGGCCUGUUCACUGGGCUUGCAGACUAUGUACACCGAUGCCAAACGCACGAGGGAGGCGUGUCGGCAAAGCCGGGCAUCGAAGCACAUGGUGCAUAUGCCUUUUGCGCUCUCGGAUGCCUCUCGAUUCUUGAUUCUCCACAUCGUUCCAUCCAGAGGCAUCUCAAUGUUCCACUGCUUAUCUCUUGGCUGUCUUCGCGACAGUACGCCCCGGAGGGUGGCUUCUCAGGUCGUACCAAUAAACUAGUCGACGGUUGCUACAGUCACUGGGUCGGAGGAUGCUGGCCCCUCAUCGAGGCUGCACUCAACGGACCCGGGUCCGGCCCUGGAGGGGAAGAGGCCAAUUCAGGCGGCCACGCGCUCCCUGCGGCCAAGGGUAGCCUUUUCAGCCGUGACGGUUUGAUCCGCUACAUCCUUUGUUGCUGUCAAGACCAGUCUAAGCGGGGUGGUCUCAGAGACAAACCGAGCAAGUACUCCGACGCCUACCACACAUGCUAUGUACUUUCUGGCUUGAGCGCAGCGCAGCACAAGUGGAACUUGGAUGUUGCUCGACCUCACGAGGCAGAUGUGACAGGUGACUCGUGGUCUGUGACACCGUAUAUGGAUGGCGAACAGAUCUUUGAUGAGGAGGAUCGAGUUGCUACCGUGCAUCCCGUCUACGUUAUUCCGCAGCAUAAAGUGGAGGCCAUGCAGAGUUACUUUUCGUCCAAACAUGGCUUCUAG
Fusarium mangiferae is the source of this 1389-nucleotide messenger RNA. RefSeq lists its product as uncharacterized. Gene Ontology annotation, biological process: protein farnesylation. The transcript has 5 exons. Gene Ontology annotation, cellular component: protein farnesyltransferase complex. Lineage: Eukaryota; Fungi; Ascomycota; Sordariomycetes; Hypocreales; Nectriaceae. Gene Ontology annotation, molecular function: protein farnesyltransferase activity. Bases 1 to 1389 code for a protein of 462 amino acids. The record is from RefSeq and is a predicted model, not a curated record.